Suricata suricatta (meerkat) is the source of this 6273-nucleotide messenger RNA. RefSeq names its product zinc finger CCCH-type containing 4 (gene ZC3H4). Gene Ontology annotation, cellular component: nucleus. Gene Ontology annotation, molecular function: RNA binding; metal ion binding. The record is from RefSeq and is a predicted model, not a curated record. The coding region runs from base 1 to 3915 and encodes 1304 amino acids. Lineage: Eukaryota; Metazoa; Chordata; Mammalia; Carnivora; Herpestidae. The transcript has 14 exons. Gene Ontology annotation, biological process: negative regulation of DNA-templated transcription.
AUGGAGGCCGCGCCCGGGACCCCCCCGCCGCCACCAUCAGAAUCGCCGCAGCCGCCAUCGCCGCCGCCGCCAUCAUCAACGCCUUCGCCUCCUCCGUGUUCCCCCGACGCCUGCCCGGCCACCCCGCACCUCCUCCACCGCCUCCCGCUCCCUGACGACAGGGAAGAUGGGGAGUUGGAAGAAGGUGAGCUGGAAGAUGACGGGGCGGAGGAGACCCAGGACACCUCCGGGGGACCCGAGAGGAGCCGAAAGGAAAAGGGGGAGAAGCAGCAUAGUGAUUCGGACGAGGAGAAGUCCCACCGAAGACUGAAGCGGAAGCGGAAGAAAGAACGGGAGAAGGAGAAGAGGAGGUCGAAGAAGAGGAGGAAAUCCAAGCACAAACGCCACGCUUCUUCCAGCGAUGACUUCUCGGACUUCUCAGAUGACUCGGAUUUCAGCCCCAGCGAGAAGGGGCAUCGCAAGUACCGAGAGUACAGCCCCCCGUACGCACCGUCCCACCAGCAGUACCCGCCGUCACACACCACGCCCCUGCCCAAGAGGGCCUACUCCAAGACGGACAGCAAAGGCUACGGCGUGUACGAGGGCUACGAGAACGAGCAGUACGGGGAGUAUGAGGGCGACGAGGAGGAGGACCUGGGCAAGGACGACUACGACGACUUCACCAAAGAGCUGAACCAGUACCGGCGCGCCAAGGAGGGCAGCGGCCGGGGCCGAGGCAGCCGAGGCCGUGGCAGGGGCUACCGGGGCCGAGGCAGCCGCGGGGGGUCCCGAGGCCGAGGCAUGGGCAGAGGCAGCCGCGGAAGGGGCAGGGGCUCCGUGGGAGACCACCCGGAGGACGAAGACGACUUCUACGAGGAAGAGAUGGAUUAUGGAGAAAGCGAGGAGCCCAUGGGAGACGAGGACUAUGACGAGUACUCCAAGGAACUGAGCCAGUACCGCCGCUCCAAGGAUGGCCGGGGGCGAGGGUUAAAUCGAGGCCGUGGCCGGGGUUCCCGAGGUCGAGGGAAAGGGAUGGGCCGGGGUCGCGGCCGAGGCGGCAGCCGAGGAGGGAUGAACAAGGGCGGGAUGAACGACGACGAAGACUUCUAUGACGAGGACAUGGGCGAUGGCGGCGGGAGCUACCGGAGGAGUGACCAUGACAAGCCCCACCAGCAGUCCGACAAGAAAGGCAAAGUCAUCUGCAAAUACUUCGUGGAGGGGCGGUGUACGUGGGGAGACCACUGUAAUUUUAGCCAUGACAUUGAACUACCAAAGAAGCGCGAGCUGUGCAAGUUUUACAUCACCGGCUUCUGCGCCCGGGCCGAGAACUGCCCCUACAUGCACGGUGACUUCCCGUGUAAGCUGUACCACACGACGGGGAACUGCAUCAAUGGGGAUGACUGCAUGUUCUCCCACGACCCCCUGACCGAGGAGACGAGAGAGCUCUUGGAUAAGAUGCUGGCUGAUGACGCAGAGGCGGGCGCCGAGGACGAGAAGGAGGUGGAGGAACUGAAGAAGCAGGGCAUCAACCCCCUGCCCAAGCCGCCCCCUGGCGUGGGCCUCUUGCCCACCCCUCCCCGGCCCCCCGGUCCCCCGGCCCCGACCUCUCCCAACGGCAGGCCCAUGCAGGGCGGCCCCCCGCCCCCACCCCCGCCCCCACCCCCACCUCCCGGGCCCCCCCAGAUGCCCAUGCCGGUGCACGAGCCGCUGUCCCCGCAGCAGCUGCAGCAGCAGCAGGACAUGUACAACAAGAAGAUCCCCUCCUUGUUUGAGAUCGUGGUGCGGCCCACGGGACAGCUGGCUGAGAAGCUGGGCGUGAGGUUCCCUGGACCUGGAGGACCCCCAGGGCCGAUGGGCCCUGGGCCCAACAUGGGCCCCCCGGGGCCAAUGGGGGGCCCAAUGCAUCCCGACAUGCAUCCCGACAUGCACCCGGACAUGCACCCCGAUAUGCACCCCGACAUGCACCCCGACAUGCCGAUGGGCCCCGGCAUGAACCCUGGCCCGCCCAUGGGACCCGCUGGCCCCCCAAUGAUGCCCUAUGGUCCUGGAGACUCCCCCCACUCUGGAAUGAUGCCCCCCAUCCCGCCAUCUCAGAACUUCUAUGAGAACUUUUACCAGCAGCAGGAGGGCAUGGAGAUGGAGCCUGGACUCCUCGGGGACGCAGAGGACUACGGGCACUACGAAGAGCUGCCGGGGGAGCCUGGGGAGCACCUCUUCCCCGAGCACCCUCUGGAGCCCGACAGCUUCUCUGAGGGAGGGCCCCCAGGCCGGCCGAAGCCGGGCGCCGGUAUCCCCGACUUCCUGCCCUCAGCCCAGAGGGCCCUGUACCUGAGGAUCCAGCAGAAGCAGCAGGAGGAGGAGGAGAGAGCGAGGAGGCUGGCUGAGAGCAGCAAGCAGGACCGGGAGAAUGAGGAAGGUGACACCGGAAACUGGUACUCCAGUGAUGAGGACGAGGGUGGGAACAGCGUCACCUCCAUCCUGAAGACCCUGAGGCAGCAGACGUCCAGCAGGCCCCAGGCUUCUGUCGGGGACCCGAGCAACAGUGGGCUGGGGGACCCCCGCCUCCAGAAAGGACACCCCACAGGAGGCCGGCUGGCCGACCCUCGCCUCAGCCGGGACCCCAGACUCACCCGCCACACCGAGCCUUCCGGCGGGUCUGGCUCAGGAGACGCUGGGCCCUCCGACCCCCGGCUGGCCCGCUCUCUGCCCGCCCCGAAGCCCGACGGCGGCCUUCACUCCAGCCCCGCAGGCCCCAGCAGCUCCAAGGGGUCUGGAGCACCCUCUGUGGAAGAGGAGGAGGGGGAGCGGGCCCUGCGAGAGAAAGCCAUGACUAUCCCCCUGGAGCCGCUCCCUGGGCCCCCGCUGCGGGACCCGCGGUCACAGCUGCAGCAGUUCAGCCACAUCAAGAAGGAUGUGACCCUGAGCAAGCCGAGCUUUGCCCGAACUGUGCUCUGGAACCCCGAGGACCUGAUCCCCCUGCCCAUCCCCAAGCAGGAUGCGGUGCCGCCUGUCCCUGCAGCCCUGCAGUCCAUGCCCGCCCUGGACCCCAGGCUGCACCGCGGCACUCCCCCGGGGCCUGCCAACCCCCGGCAGCGCCCCAGUGCUUCCACAGACCCUGGCACCGCUGGCUCCAACCUGCCCGACUUUGAGCUCCUCUCUCGAAUCCUCAAGACUGUCAAUGCCACAGGCCCCUCGGCGGCCUCUGGCUCCGGCGACAAGCCCAGUGACCCCCGGGUGCGGAAGCCACCCACCGACCCUCGGCUCCAGAAACCAGCAGACUCUGCUGCCUCCUCCCGGGCUGCCAAGCCUGGCCCCGCCGAAGCAGCCUCUCCUGCCGCCAGCCCCAGUGGGGAGUCAUCGCCCCCAGCCACCGCCCCUUACGACCCCCGAGUGCUGGCCGCAGGCGGGCUGGGCCAGGGCAGCGGGAGCGGCCAGAGCAGCGUGCUGAGCGGCAUCAGCCUCUACGACCCCAGGACUCCCAACGCCGGGGGCAAAAGCGUGGAGCCGGCCGCUGACACGGGCGUCCAGCCCAAGGGCCCGGAUGGCAACGGCAAGAGCUCGGCAGCCAAGGCCAAGGAGCCCCCGUUCGUCCGCAAGUCCGCCCUGGAACAGCCCGAGCCCGGGAAGCCCGGUGCAGACGGGGCCACCGCCACGGCCACAGACCGAUACAACAGCUACAACCGGCCCCGGCCCAAGGCGGCCUCGGCCCCCGCCGCCACGCCGGGCGCCCCGCCACCAGAGGGCGCCCCGCCCCAGCCUGGCGUGCACAGCCUGCCGGUGCCCGCGCUCUUCGGGACUGUGAGACAGACGCCCAAGGCAGGCUCUGGAAGCCCGUUUGCCGGCAACAGCCCAGCCCGUGAGGGCGAGCAGGACGCGGCAUCCCUGAAAGAUGUUUUUAAAGGCUUUGACCCCACUGCCUCCCCAUUUUGCCAGUAGUGUUAAGCAGGAGUCCAGCGCUCCCCGCACCCCACCCUUCCCAGGGCAAUAUUUAAGGGUAGCAGCCAGAGUUGGGAACUUGGGGGGAGGGGGAUUCUGGGUGGAUUUUCUCCCCUUCUCCCCUUUUCUUUCUCACUCCUCUCUCUCUUCUCUUUUUCUCUCUUUCUUUUUUAAUAGUGCUUUCUUUGCAACAUAUAAAUUGUAUAUAACCAUUUGCAGUCCGUUCUGGUCCGUGCUGCAGGGCUCCCAGGCUCCCACCAAGGAGACCUCCUUGUGCACGUGAACAGUCACAAGUCCCCGGGCCUCUGCCCCAGGCUCAGUUAUCAGGGACUCUGAAGGCUGGAGCCCCAGUCUGGUGGCUGGUGGUCCAGUGGGUUUUCUGGGCAAAGCCGGACUCCUCCUCCUCUCCUGUCCCCCGCCCACACCCCAGGACAAAGGGAACAGUAGGUGUCAGAAGGCACUGAACGCUGCUCACCCUGUAUGAGCAGGCAGAGAGGAAGCCGAGACCGUGGGUAGAGCCUGUGUUGAAGCAGGUCCAGGUGUUUCUAGAACCGCAUACCCCCCUGCAGUACGCCAGCCCUGAUGCCCCACCUCUGGGGCCCGAGGAAGGAAGGAAGGAAUUGGAAAGACAGGCGCAGAGCCCUCGGAAGCCGUCUGGGCUGGGAGAACCCCAGCCGACUGUGCUCCCCUCUCCUGUGGAUUCGUACGCUGGCCUCCCUGCUGUCCUCCGUCCAGAGUUCGUCCUCAGGCCCGUGCCCUCCGCCCGCAUCAGAAGACUCCAGGGUGAGAGAUGGACCUAGAGGUGGCAGGGCUGGUGUGGGGCGGCACCCCCCGAAAGCUGCCUCCAGGAGGCAGACCACGUGUUCUCCGUCAGUAUUAGCUCCUGUCUUGUCCCGGUGUGGCCACGCCAUCCUCCCCUCAGGCCGGGGUCUUUCCUGGGCCUCCGAAGCCAGAGCACCCAGUGUGUUGGUCCCAGCUCCUCUGGGGACAGCUCAAGGAUCCGUGGCAUGGCCGCUCCGCCAGGCUCCCAACAAAAGCCCCGGGGCGGGGGGGGGGGGGGGCGAGGUUCUUGGCCAAGUGUUUCCGUUCUCUGCUUGCUUGGAACCCCCUCCACCGUGUCUGAUGUAGGGCCUGUGGUUUUGGUGUGUUUGCUUUUCUUCCCAGCUAAUGGGUGCACGGGUUCUGAGGCGUGUCACAAUGCUGGAUUUUAGGGGCUUGAGGAAAGGGCAGGGGACUAGCCAGGGCAGGGCAGGGCAGGGGGCCGCUCGGCCUUCACGAGAGGGCUGGCAGGACCCCCGCUUGCGGGUGGAGGGCGCAGAACCGGAAGCCUGCCUCCUGCUCCCAUCUUCCGGCUGAGCCGGAAGAUGGGAGCAGAGACACUAGCCUGGGCGCCCCCCACCUGCCCCAGGACCCGGGCUGAGGUCCAGCCUCAUCCACGGAGCUCCAGGAAAGGCCCACUCCGUGGAUGUGGCCUGGGGCAGCCAGCCUGUGGCUCUGGGGUCCUUCCUCCCUGUCCACAAGCACGUGCCGCCUCUUGCCUUGCUCUUGGCCCGUCACCCCAGCUGCCUUGCUGCGGGCCCUCAUCCCUUCCUUGCUGAUGGUGAGGAAGCCUGGUGGUCCGGCCAGAGGGCCCCCUCCCACCGUCUUGGGGUGUGCGGUGAGCGAGGCUCCUCCCCCAAACCCUCUCCCCCGGAAGGAAGCCCGUUGUCAAGUUUGGGGCCAGAAGCUCAGGUGGGAAGAGGCAGCCCCCGGGGACGGUGCGCCGUGAUCAGGUUGGUUUGGUUUGUCUCUGUCUUUUUUGUUUUGUGGUUUUUAAACAAUCAUUAGUGAGAUUUUUCUUCAGCCUCCAGUGUUGGCCUUGAAGCAAAGGGCCGCAGCCCUCGGUGUCUGUAAAGUAAGAAAAGACACACAGUGUGGCUGUGGGGUUUUUUUCCCUCGCUCGCUCGCUCUCCCUCCUUUGAGAAUUUUCUUUUGUAAAAGCAAAAUUAAAUACUUUUUUAAAACCGAAAUCUGUGGAUGAAUUAGAAGCUGGAAGCCUCCUCUAGGAGUAUUCAGCCUAAGAACCUCACGGGACUAUGAAUUCCCCCCGAAAUUUUCAUUUGCCAUAAGGCCAAGCUUUUAAAAACAAAACGUUCUCUAACCAGGAUUGUAACAAAAGUGUAAAUACUGCUUCAGAGUUGAAGGUUGAUGGUGCAAAUAUGUAUAUAAUGGACCGUAUUUUUACAAUGAUCAUCGCAUGACUCCCAGCUCCCUUUUUGUACUCAUCUGUCUUCCAGAAAUGUCACCUGCCCUUCCUCCUGUGGUCUCUUAAUCCAAUAAUUGUAUUACUGCCAUUAAAGGAUGCAGUUAUUUUAAAAA